Notothenia coriiceps (black rockcod) is the source of this 1458-nucleotide messenger RNA. It is a transcript of the gene hmgcs1, whose product is annotated as 3-hydroxy-3-methylglutaryl-CoA synthase 1 (soluble). Bases 106 to 1170 code for a protein of 354 amino acids. Lineage: Eukaryota; Metazoa; Chordata; Actinopteri; Perciformes; Nototheniidae. The transcript is spliced from 5 exons. The record is from RefSeq and is a predicted model, not a curated record. Gene Ontology annotation, molecular function: hydroxymethylglutaryl-CoA synthase activity. Gene Ontology annotation, biological process: acetyl-CoA metabolic process.
CUGGAAACAAGUAACACCGAGUGAUAACUAUCGUGUCUCUGGAGUUAACUUCACACACAGCUGCUCGCACCACUUCGCCCGGUCCUCUCCCAGCCGCCCGUCAAAAUGUCCAGGGUCUUGUUGUCACGCUUCACGACAUCCUUGACAUCCUUGAAGCGCAGCAGUGGUCGUCUUCUGCCUCUGGAACCAGUGCUCUGCUCGCUGUAUAAGAUGUCCUUUGGCAGGCAGCUAUCUGACAUGCAAAGGAUGCCAGGAUCAGCCCCGAUCAGUGGCCUGGGACCAUGGCCCAAAGAUGUGGGCAUCAUUGCCUUGGAGCUGUACUUGCCGUCGCAGUACGUGGACCAGACGGAGCUGGAGCAGGAGGACGGGGUGGCUCCCGGUAAAUACACCGUGGGGCUCGGCCAGGACCGCAUGGGCUUCUGCUCGGACCGCGAGGACAUCAACUCUCUGUGCCUCACCGCGGUCCAGAAGCUGAUGGAAAGGAACGGCCUCUCCUACGACAGCGUGGGUCGCCUGGAGGUCGGCACCGAGACAAUCAUCGACAAGUCCAAGUCCGUGAAGACGGUCCUCAUGCAGCUGUUUGAGGACUCUGGUAAUACAGAUGUGGAGGGCAUCGACACCACCAACGCCUGCUACGGGGGCACAGCUGCUCUCUUCAAUGCUGUCAACUGGGUGGAGUCCAGCUCCUGGGAUGGCCGGUACGCUGUGGUUGUAGCGGGGGACAUUGCUGUUUACGCCUCAGGAAGUGCGCGGCCCACAGGAGGGGCCGGGGCCGUGGCCAUGCUGGUGGGGCCCAACGCUCCUCUGGCCUUUGAACGAGGUCUGAGAGGAACCCACAUGCAGCACGCCUACGACUUCUACAAGCCCGACCUGAUGUCAGAGUAUCCCGUGGUGGACGGGAAGCUGUCCAUCGAGUGCUACCUGAGCGCCUUGGACCGCUGCUACGCUGUGUACCGCAACAAGAUCCACGCUCAGUGGCAGAGAGGUGGGUCAAAGGUCAUCCAUAGAAUGAUCCUCCAACAUUUACAAGGUUCAAGGUUAUCUUAUCUGUAUAGCACCACGGCAAUUCAAAGUGCUUCACAUAGGCAUUUAACACAUCAUAAUUCAACACAAGACAAUUCAUCAAAUGGAUCAAAUACAGCUCAAAGUGCAAAGAUAAGGCACGGUUAAAGGAUCUGAAGAUAGGCUGCUGAACCGUGGGUUGGGCGGACCUCAGACUUUCAUGCAGUUUGUUCCAGGCUUGUGUUGCAUCAAAGCUAAAAGCAAGUGAAGGCUUACAGGACAGAUGUGGGUGUGAAACGAACUCAUACUCAACUCUCUCUUGGUUUACCGUAAGCAGAAGUUGUGAGUAGUACGUGACUGAUACUAGGCAACAUGUGCAGACCACAGAUUUGCUCCACCAAAGGAAAUGUCAACCAGCAGAACUGUGCAGUGUUCAUAUGAAGAAGUGCGGACAUU